Molecule: messenger RNA, 2153 nt
Organism: Ceratina calcarata
Lineage: Eukaryota; Metazoa; Arthropoda; Insecta; Hymenoptera; Apidae
Gene: Nop60B
Product: dyskerin pseudouridine synthase 1 Nop60B
Exons: 8
Coding region: 91-1671 (526 amino acids)
Biological process (GO): rRNA pseudouridine synthesis; mRNA pseudouridine synthesis; snRNA pseudouridine synthesis
Cellular component (GO): box H/ACA snoRNP complex
Molecular function (GO): pseudouridine synthase activity; RNA binding
Source: RefSeq, a predicted model, not a curated record
GCGUGUUUGGUCAGUUUGGUGUCGCCUUCAGUUCAGUAGAUUCAGUAGUUCUUCCUUCGAAAUACACGUGCUGUUCCUACACGCUUAAAAAUGGCAGAAAGCGAUAAAAGUAAGAAAAAAGGCAAGAAGAAGUCUCUUGGAGAGAUUCAGGCAACUAUGAAAUGUCAAUUAGAACCUUCAGAUGAACUUGUAAAACUUGAAUACAAGGACUGGCCCCUUUUAUUUAAGAAUUUUGAUAAAAUGCUGACCCGUACAAAGCAUUUUACUCCUUUAACUAGUGGUUCUACACCACUGCAUCGUAGCUUAUCUGAAUACAUCAAAUCUGGCUGUAUUAAUCUCGAUAAACCGUGUAAUCCAUCAUCACAUGAAGUUGUAGCAUGGAUAAAAAGAAUUUUGAAAGUAGAGAAGACUGGUCACUCUGGUACUUUGGAUCCUAAAGUAUCUGGAUGUUUGAUAGUAUGUAUUGAUAGGGCAACUAGAUUAGCUAAAUCUCAACAGUCUGCGGGAAAAGAGUACAUUGCGGUUUUCAAAUUACAUUCAGCUCCAGAAAGUAUUCAAAAGGUAGGUCAAGCACUGGAAAAAUUGCGCGGUGCGCUUUUCCAAAGACCUCCACUGAUAUCCGCAGUAAAGCGUCAACUUCGUGUCAGAACUGUUUACGAUAGUUGGUUCCUUGAUUACGAUGAAGAACGCAACAUGGGAGUGUUCAAAGUUAGUUGUGAGGCGGGCUCAUACAUUAGAACUCUCUGUGUUCAUCUUGGCCUCUUCUUAGGCACUGGUUGUCAAAUGCAAGAAUUGCGUAGAAAUCGGUCAGGUAUACAGUCCGAGAAAGACGGAAUGGUGACUAUGCAUGAUAUACUUGAUGCUCAAUGGUUGUAUGAAAAUCAUGGAGAUGAUUCUUACUUAAGAAGAGUAAUAAAACCACUGGAAGCUCUUCUUGUAAAUCAUAAAAGAAUUAUCGUCAAGGAUAGCGCUGUGAAUGCUAUUUGCUAUGGAGCUAAAAUUAUGUUACCAGGUAUUUUAAUGUAUGAUGAAGGUAUAGAGUUAAAUCAAGAAAUAGUAAUAGCCACUACUAAAGGCGAAGCUGUAGCCCUCGCUAUAGCCCUAAUGACAUCUCCCACAAUGACUGUUUGUGAUCAUGGUGUAGCUGCUAAAAUUAAAAGAGUAAUUAUGGAAAGAGAUGCUUAUCCACGGAAGUGGGGUCUUGGACCAAAGGCUUCUGUAAAAAAGCGUAUGAUAGUUGAAGGAAAAUUAGAUAAAUACGGAAAACCAAAUGAAAAUACACCUGCUGAUUGGUUAACGAAUUAUGCAGAUUAUUCUACGCCUGCGAUUAAGACUGAAAAUAAUGGAAUUGAGGAAGCAGCAACUGCAGCUGCUAAGAAACGUAAAUGGGAGGAGACAGUACCACAGCCUGCAGGAGACGUUACGAUAAAACAAGAGGUUGAAGAUCCAGAAACAGAGUCUCCAAAAGAGAAAAAGAAAGAAAAGAAGGACAAGAAGAAGAAAAAGAAGAAGGAAAAGGGUGAAGUUGAUGAAUCGAUAAAAUCCGAAGCGGAUGAAUCAAUGAUAACUGAAAGUGUAACAGAGGACACAUCAGUAAAAGAGGAAAAGAAGAAAAAGAAGAAGAAGAAGGAUAAAGAUCAGGAGCAGCAAGAGACACCAAUUUCAAGUUGAAAUAAUUAUUAAAUACACUAGUAUUUUUUAAAGUAUAACUAUCGCACUUUUUUUUUAUAAAUGGAAGAGGAAUUCUGCUUUAUAAGAUGAAACAAACAGAAUUGAAAGUGGAUUUUCCAUAAAUGUCAUCUAAAUUUUUAAAUGUUCAAACUAUAAAUCAAUACGUAUCUACAUUGUUUACUGUAUUGUUUAAUUCAAGAGAAAAUUUCGUUUAGUAUAUACUUGAAAAAAUUAUAAUUCGAUUCAUUUAGCACUCAUUUAAAUUCUGUUGAAAAAGAUCUAUUAUUGCUACGUAUUUUAAUUCUUAAAUAAGAAUGAAACAAAUGAUACGAAUAAAUUUUAUAAAUCGUGCAAAUGAAAAUGUAUAUUGACACAGGUUUACUAUAUCGACAAUUGUACAUAGUAAAAGUUCCAUUUGCAAAUUACUAAAGUAUUUUGCAAAUAUAAGUGAUUCCAUAAUGGUUUACUUAUUGCAAUGAUAC